GGCUUCUAUUGCUGGAGAAGGAUUUUCCCGAGAGCAACCUAGACACGUGCUGUGGUCAUGCGGCCAUCUGCAUGUCGCCCACCCACUCGCCACCUCACUACCUCUUACAGGCACACUGCAGGAUGGUUACAGUAGCAUCCAACAGUUUCAUUCACAGGGUAUGAAGGAACCUGCUUACCCUGAUCAACUCCCCCUUCUACCAAAACUUGCAUUAUGCCGUUUCGUGUUUGAUUCGAAAACUGAAAAGUGGGCACUUUGGUCAAGUGCGGCGUUAAUAAUUAGUAUGGCUGACUAUUAAUCUAUUCCGAAUUGCAGAAUACGAGCUUCAUAUGGCUCCCUGGGUGGACGGAGAGCGGGCAUCCUUCCAAGCCACGUGUACCAGGUUAUUUUCGGCAUGGAAAUUGAAGCGGGUGUGAUUAGUUGUGCCUUGAGGCCACAUCAUGUAAGCCUCGCUGAAGAAGGUGGGGAGCUUAACCAAUCCGGGAUGAAGCUCUGCGCAGUAGAAUAUCGAGACACAUCCAGGGCGAGUAUACUAUAAUCAUUGAAGUUGCAAUAGUUUUUGACCCGAGUAAUAGGUACCUCAAUCUGAUUCUCCUGGUGUUCUUUACUUAGCUUUUGAUUUCUCCUACCUUUUUCUAAACACGGAUUCUCAUUACAGUUCCCCACAGAGCUUUCAUUCAAUCACACAGUUGGCAUGAUGGCAUAUCCCAACAUUCUUCAAGAUGCCGAUUCGCCAGGUGCGAUCGUGCCUGUCGCGAUUGUUGGAAUGUCACUAGAAUUCCCAGGAAACUCGAGCUCGGCAGAUUCAUUUUGGUCCCUUCUGAUGAGUGGACGUUGUGCCUCCGAUGAGUUUCCACCAGAGCGUCUCAACGGAAGUUCACUUUACCAUCCGGAUCCAACCCGCGGGAUGAGUGUAUGAAAUAUCUGCUCCACCAAAUUGAGACGAUAAUACGAGCAUUCACUUACUUGUAUUUGUUCAGAUCCCUGUUCGCUGUGGACACUUUAUUGAUAGGCCCGUCGAUGUAUUCGAUGCACCGUUCUUCGGGCUCUCUGCUGCGGAGACCUUAGCGAUAGAUCCUCAAUGCCGUGCACUCCUUGAAACAACAUACAGAGCACUGGAAAAUGGUAUGUCAUAGAAUCUAGCAUGUAUUUUCGGGAAUAAGUUAUGAAUGUAACAUAUGCUAUAGCUGGGCUCACGAUUGCCGGUAUCUCAAAUAGCAAUACCUCUGUUUAUACUGGUAGUCUCAGCAAUGACUUCACAGCAUUUACAUCGAAAGACUUAGAGCAGGGCUCAAGAUACUCUCUUGUUGGAAUGCCUUCGCUUCUUGCGGGCCGCUUAAGCUGGUUUUUCAAUCUCACCGGGCCUUCCAUCACAAUUGAUACAGCAUGUUCCAGUAGCCUUGUAGCAUUGGAUUUGGGUUGUCAGAGCUUGUACUCAGGCACGUCAAACAUGGUCAGCUAAUAGAUCUCCUCCACAACAUCUGGACGAGGCUAACGUGAUAAAAGAGUAUUGUUACAGGUAGCAGUCUGAUCUUUUCAGAAGACUUAUUUCACAUGCUUUCGAACAUGGGGAUGCUAUCACCUGAUGGGAAGUCUUAUAGUUUUGAUCAUCGUGCGAACGGUUACGGAAGGGGUGAGGGUAUUGCGGCUUUAAUUAUUAAGCGACUUCCCGAUGCAUUAAGAGACGGUGAUACUAUUCGUGGUAUCAUUCGCUCCACGGGAACAAAUUCCGAUGGCCAUACACCCAAUGUUACCCAGCCAAGCAAAACCUCUCAGACAUCACUUAUCCAACAAACGUACGAAAAAGCAGGACUUAGUAUGAGACCAACUAGAUACUUCGAAGCACAUGGUACUGGGUGAGAAUCUCAACCCAAAGCUGUAUCUGAAUCAAAAUUGAUGGUUGUUAGAACUCCAAUAGGGGAUCCAAUGGAAGCCAAUGCCAUUGGCGCCGCAUUUCGAGGUGUUCAUCCAGAAGGAGAGCAUUUGUAUACGUAAUUAAUUCUUCCUCAAAUCGACUUUUGGAUUGAAGCCACUAAUUAAAUCCAGAGGUUCGGUGAAAUCAAAUAUUGGUCAUCUCGAGGGCGCUAGUGGUCUUGCUGGGGUUAUCAAAACAAUUCUUAUUCUGGAGCAGGGAAUGAUUCCCCCGAAUGCCAAUUUCGAGAAAAUCAAUCCAAGAAUUGACGAGGUCGGUUUGAAUAUCAAGGUUAGUUACGAUACAGUAGCCCGCUUAAAGGAAUUACAAAGCUAAGACAACAGAGAUUCCAACCGAAGCAACACCUUGGCCCACGGGAGGCUUACGCAGGGCGUCUGUCAACUCAUUCGGCGCAAGUGGUACCAAUGCGCACGUUGUACUUGAUGAUGUUUAUCACUUUCUACAAGAACGUGGGUUACAUGGAAAUCAUUAUACACGGGCUGAGCCGGCACCACCACGCGAUCAACCAGUGAAAUCAAACGGGCGAGUGAAUAGUUUAUUACAUGAUGAAGCUCAAUUUGAGCAGACCACUCCUCGGCUCUUGCUCCUGUCUGCAAGUGACGAGGGGGCCAUGAAACGAGUUGUUGAGCUUUAUCAAGAAUGGCUGAAAGGCAUCCCCAUGAAAGCAACAGACUUUGCCUCUUUUCUUGAUAAUUUUACAUACACGCUCAAUUCUAGACGUACGCGUCUACCUUACAAAUCGUUUGCGGUUGUGGAAAACAUAGAGGAACUACGUGGGAUGGGUUCACAAAUGUCCCACCCCCUUCAUUCCUUGGAGAAACCACAUGCGGCAUUUAUUUUCACUGGACAGGGUGCUCAGUGGGCCGGUAUGGGUAAGGAACUUCUAAAAUUUUCCAUGUUUCGUGAGCAAUUACUGGAAUCAAAUGAGUAUCUGAAAUCGUUAGGAUGCCAGUGGGAUAUCAUUGGUAUUGUCUUCCCCCUUUACCGUCAAAUGGUGAGAUUUACUAAGCGAGGCGUAGAUAGUCUUUCCAACAUUGAAAAUAAAGGGGCUAUCGAUCGACCCAGUUUAAGCCAAACUCUAUGUACUAUACUCCAGGUUGCUAUUUGCGAUUUAUACCGCAUCCUUAAUAUCUGUCCCAUUACUGUCGUUGGACAUUCAUCGGGUGAAAUUGCGGCAGCGUAAGUACCCUAUCGUCAAGCAUUUGUUGUUUAGAGCUGAAGUUAGAUCGUAGAUAUUGCACUGGGGCACUCUCCAGGGAAUCGGCCUGGAAAGUGGCGUACUUUCGGGGUAUGGUGUCGGAGAGCCUAGCCGAAAAAUAUGAAGGAGGGAUGAUGGCGGUUGGCAUGCCCGCCGCAAUCCUUCAUACAAUAAUCGAAGAAAUUGCUCCAUCGCUCACCAUCGCUUGUAUAAACAGCCCUGAGAGUGUGACAGUCUCUGGAGACCGAGCACAAUUGCAAAUCUUGACAGACGCACUCGCUAGCGGAACAUACGGCUCCGGCAUUUUUCAACGUCGACUUAAAGUGCAAGUGGCCUAUCAUUCAUCCCAAAUGUCUUCCGUAGCGGAAGAAUACCGAGGACUAUUGGGGGUUUUGGAGCCAGGCGAAAGUGAAAUCCGGCCGAGGCCUACCAUGAUAUCUUCCGUGACAGGCAAGCUCAUUGAGCCCUGCAAAAUGUGUAAUGUUGAAUACUGGAUCCAGAACAUGCUACAGCCUGUCCGGUUCAGUGAUGCUGUUGUGCAGAUGGUAUCACAACCGAGUUUUGGUCGACGGAAGAAGCUUGACGGUAGCCAUCGGCCAUUGGUCGUUUUACGCCCGCAUGUUUUGGUGGAGAUUGGGCCACAUUCAGCUCUUCAAGGUCCGGUCAGGAGCGUGCUCAAACAGACACCUGCUGCCUCAGGUAUAAAAUACUACUCAGCUUUGAAGCGAGAUACACCAGCAGAUAGGACGACCUUGGCUGUUGUUGGACAGCUCAGCUGCCACGGAUUCUCUGUGGAUCUCGCACGGGCAAAUGAAUUGCAUCGUGAUUUGGGAGAAAUUCGCCAACAGAUGAGAUUUGUACUGCACACCCUUCCUGAAUAUCCAUUUAAUCAUUCAGAUCGAUACUGGUCAAACGCUCGUCUUGGUCAAGAGUACCGAUAUCGCCGCCACGCCAAACUUGAUCUUCUGGGAAAGCCGGUGAUUGAUUGGAACCCGCUUGAAGCUAGAUGGACGAACUUUUUGAAGUUGUCGGAGAUUCCUUGGGCAGCUGACCAUAAGGUGUGUUCACAGUUCGGCAAGAGGCUUUUCACUUUGCCUUGCUAUUUUCCCAAUGUAACAAUCUAACUUAGACUAGAUUAACGGCUCUGUGAUUUACCCCGCUGUAGGAGUAUUUAUAAUGGCAGCAGAAGCAGCAAAGCAAUUAGCCCAGUCGAAUUCAGAUCGUCCAAUUAAAGGCUACAGACUUAGCAAGGGAUACUUCUUGACGGCCCUCGUCAUUCCAACAAGUGCCGAAGGCAUUGAAACUCACCUUCAUCUGAGACCCCCUCAAGAUGAUGCGAAUAGAGAUUGUCCUUCCUGGGAAUACGAUUUGUACUCAUGUCAAAACGGUCAAUGGCAUAAGAAUUCUCAUGGUACUAUUGUCGUUGAAUAUGAGACCCCUCCAAACAAGGUUUCCGUAGUGCAGGAGGAGUUAGAGUGGCUCAGGCGUAGUCGAAAUGCUCACAAAAACGCAGAAGCUACGGCAAAGUCGGUGAUGUCUCGAGCGAACUUCUACAAAUCGUUGUGGAAGUCGGGAUAUACCUUUGGUCCUGCUUUUCGUGCAAUGGACAAUGUCACUUUCAGCGAUGAUAACGGAUGGGAGUCAACAGCAGAUGUCAGGUGUUUCGAUUGGCACGCUGUAGAUAAUUCGAAUCACUAUCAAGAGCAUAUUGUACACCCUACAACACUGGAUGGGGUUAUACAAACGAGUUUAGCAGUAAUGGCUCAAGGCGGCGCCGGUGUCUCUCCUACUGCUGUGCCCAUUGAGGUUGAAAACUUCUGGGUUUCCAGCACAGGGCUCGCAUAUCCUCAAGCAGAAAUGGUAAAAUCGAAAGCUCGACUUCUCAGCAAAGGUAUCACCGGAUAUGAAUCUUCUGUCACUGCUCUUGAUAGCACAUCAGGGAAGGUUUUACUUUACGCGAAAAGAUUCAGGCUCAAGUUUGUUACUGCGACAGGUUCUACACAUGUGCGAGAUAGGAAUCCGCAUAUGUGCUACCAUUUACAGUGGAAACCAGAUGUAGACCUAUUCAAGACAUCAAACGCAUUAGAUACUUUAACACUUCCCCAAGGAUCAAACGAAAUUCGGGGUGAUAGGAUGCUCGAAAUUGUCAAGUCGUAUCUUGAAAUAGCAACUUUCAAGAAUCCCAACAUGCAUAUUCUUCACAUCAGUGCGGGGCGGAACGAUCGUCAACAUUUCCUGUUAGAACAAUUCUUCGCUCCUAACAAUUCCUGUAAGCUAGUCUUACCACACGGACUGUACACUUUGGUGGAUCUCGCUGGAAUGCAACAGAGGGACGAGCUGCGCCGAGAGUAUGAUGGUUUGACAAUAUAUGCAAGCGAAAGCUUGUAUUCUGGAAGACUGGGGGAGAAUACGUUUGAUCUCGUGAUUUUGUCUCGGGUAAUCUUUGCAAUUCAUAACAUCAUUUAUCCCACAACUAACUGAAUUCCAGGACUCUGAUAGGGACGCAAACGCCUGCAAAUAUUUGCCUCAUGCUGUUAAAUUACUAAAACCGUGAGUAAUUUGGUGAGAUUCGUCUCUAUGUUGCGGGAAUGCUGAUUACCAAAUGUAGUGGCGGACGACUCAUUCAGCUAGAGAUUGGAGCUUCCUUGCGUACUGACGAAAGAUGUAAUGGUAAUUCUUAAAGAACUCCUGUGCAAAACAAGUACUAACUCAUGGAGUGUUACAUGAAGAUAAGGACACUAUCAGCGGAAGUCGCGCUUUUGACAGUAAAAUGACCGCGGAAAUAUCCUUGGAAGAGGAAACACAUAUGAAGUUCAAAGUUUUUAGAAAGCUUUUACGCCAGCAGCUUGAACCGCUUCCCAUGCGAUUUGUGCUUAUCAUUGAUGACGUUUCCCAAGCUCAACAAGAAGUUUCCGAUUGCUUAGUAAAAGAGUUACAGCAAAUAGGCCACCGCGAUUGCGAAGUCAAUUCGUUAGACAAAGUCAAGAGCAUCGAUUCAGAAAUUCAGACGACGUAUAUAUUUUUGAUAGAGAUGGAGAGGCCAUUAUUGGAAGAUAUCUCAUCAGAAGAGUUUCUCGUGUUAAAAGAAAUUAUAAUGAAGGCUAAGGGAAUCCUCUGGCUCACUGCGCGAGAAAAGCAGCACCCUCUUCUACCGAGUCGAGGAAUAGUCGAUGGGCUCGCUAGGGUGGUCCGAGCGGAAAGCAAUCGCGCCGUCUUUGUUUCCGCAUCGCUUGAGAAGGAUUCUAUAGAAAAGCAAGUAAAUCACAUUAUAACAGUGGUGAGAAAAACGGCUUUUGGAUGCACAGAUCAAAAUUACGAAUCAGCAUACUCCCAGGACGGUGGCAAUCUCAACAUCUGCCGUGUUGUUCCAACUAAAGAUACCUCAAGUGAUGUUUUCCAACGAUCGUUACCGGAGCAGUCAAAACCACAAGCUUUCGGAACAGGGCCACCUCUUCUGUUAACAGUAGCCGCACCGGGAUUGCUUGACAGUCUUCAAUGGGUUGAAGAUACCUCAUAUUACGAAGAUAUCGCUGCUGAUGAGGUUGAGGUUAAAGUCCAAGCGAUUGGACUAAACUUCAGAGAUUUACUUUUUGCCUUAGGAAGGAUCAAUGGAACGACGUUAGGGACCGAUUGCGCAGGUAUAGUGACCCGAGCAGGAAGGCAAACCGAAUUCAAGGCUGGAGACCGAGUCGCCCUUUUUACUCCAACUGCAUUCGCAACUUAUACCAGGAUCAAAGCAGCAGCAGUCGCUCGAGUUCCCACGGGGGUCAACUUCUUUCAAGCCGCGUCGGUUCCGUCGCAAUUCGUGGCGGCUUGGGACGCUCUUCAAAAUUUGGCGAAAUUGAAAAAAGGAGAAACAAUCCUUAUUCACUCAGGGGCCGGUGGAACAGGCCAGGCUGCCAUACAGAUUGCGCAACACCUUGGUGCUGAAAUCAUUACCACUGUCGGUUCUGCCGAAAAGAAACGGUUCAUUACAGAGCACUAUGGUAUUCCAGAAGAUCACAUUCUCUACAGCAGAGAUACGUCCUUUGCAGAUGGUAUUCGCCGCAUGACAAAUGACCGUGGUGUCGACGUCAUUCUUAAUUCGCUUGCAGGAGAAAACUUAGUGGCGAGCUGGGAACUCAUUGCUCCUUAUGGUCGGUUCAUUGAAAUUGGAAAGAAGGAUAUCGAUGCGAACAACAACCUACCGAUGGGACCUUUCAUGAGAGGUGCCACCUUUGUCUCUUUAGAUGUGGCAUCGAAGUCUCACGAUAUGCCGUUGCUAGUAAAACACACCAUCGAAGGUAUACUGAAUAUGUUUCAACGAGGGAUAUUCCAUCCUGCGCAGCCUCUACAUGUUCUCUCCAUUUCUGAUAUAGAGAAAGGUAUGCGACUGCUACAAGAAGGCAAUCUGAGUGGGAAAGUUGUGUUCGAAAUCAGUCAUGAUGCAGUAGUCCCUGUAAGUGAAAGGGCGACAAGUUCGCGUGUCAUGAUUUGCUAAUGCCUACAUAGACCACCUUAAAAACAACCCCGUGCUUUUUCUUCGACAAAGAGAAGACUUAUGUAAUUGCUGGUGGAACUGGUGGAUUAGGACUCGCAACUGCAAGAUGGAUGGUCGAAGAAAGAGGAGCAAGAAGCAUCCUCUUGUUAUCCAGGUCAGGACUUCAAAGGGACGAAGUUAUUGCGACAGUGGCCAAGCUUCGAGAAACGGGGGCACGUAUAGAGGCCCCUCCUUGUGACAUAUGUGAUGUUUCAAAGUUACGGGCUGUCCUUGAUAAUUAUAAAAACGAUAUGCCACCAAUUGGUGGUUGCAUACAAGCAGCAAUGGUUCUCCGGGUAAGUACAACCGCUUUCUGAAUUCUUUGCAAAACUGACUAGUCUUAGGAUACACUGCUUGCUAAUAUGACCCAUUCAGACUGGAAAGUGAGCACGGCGACAAAGACUACUGGCUCAUGGAAUCUUCAUACCCUCCUUCCCAAGGGCCAAGACUUUUUCGUGCUUCUGUCCUCUGUUGCCGGCAUCCUGGGUUCCGCUGGGCAAGCAAAUUAUGCCGCUGGUAACACAUAUUUAGACUCCCUGGCUCGUUACCGUGUUUCGAAAGGGGAAAGGGCAGUUUCUUUGAACCUUGGUGUAAUGCUCGAAAAUGGCUUCUUGGCUUCAAAGACGGAUCUUAGGGAGCGAAUCCUGACCGGCGGGUUUCUCACGGGUGUUACUCCCUCUGAGUUCUUUGCCGUGCUUGAUAAAUACUGCAAUCCAAGCCAGAAAGUUUUAAAUGUUGAUGAAAGUCAGCUCAUCAUUGGACUUGCUCCACCGUCCAAAAUCUUGAAAAGGGCAAACAAAGAUUUUCCAUUUCCCACGCUUCCAUUCUACCAACACAUUCUGCAUCGCGCGAGCAACAAGACAGACGAAGGUUUGGAUGGUUUAGCUAGAAAUCGUCAACAAUUCAUAGCAGCUGAAACUCUCGAAGAAGCGGGCGCUAUUGUUUCCCGGGCAUUUUUGGAGCGACUAGUGAGCAGCAUGCCAGCAUCUGCAGGAACAUUGGAAGACGGCACAGCCGCUCUUUUGCAACCAAUUCGUGUGUUUGGCGUUGAUUCAUUACUGGCUAUUGAAUUAAGAGGCUGGUUUGCUAAGGAAUUCGGGGCUGAUAUUCCGAUCUUUGAAAUCCUGGGAGAAGGCACGAUUCUAGCCAUUGGCCUCUCUGCCUCGGGGAAGAGCUCACUUCGUUCAUUUGACGAUUCAUGA
Messenger RNA from Hymenoscyphus albidus, 8852 nucleotides. NCBI's taxonomy places the organism in Eukaryota, Fungi, Ascomycota, Leotiomycetes, Helotiales, Helotiaceae. The record is from the annotation of a GenBank genome assembly.